CGCGUGUGCGCGUGUGUGUGCGUGUAUUUCAGUGAAACUGGUCGCUGCUGUGUCUCCCCGGACGAAGAGGAUUCUCUUUAAAUAUCCGGAACGGGGACGCAUCUCCUCGACCAUUUUACCUGAUCGCCCCUGAACGCACCACCGACAUCUUGGCUGUUUUUUUUCCUUCUUCUUUUUGGGCUCAUUUCACAAACUCCGCUGUGGUUUUGUCCCCUCGCGCGGGGACCGGCGUGGACUCCUGCGGUGUUUGCCGGGAUGAUGGCCGAGCAUCUGUCCCGCAGCGAGCUGGACUACCCCUUCAAACUUCUGGAGUAUUUCAACGGCUUCAGGGUGUCGAAGGUGAUUUUCUCGGCCUGUGAGCUGGGGGUGUUUGACCUCCUGCUGAGGUCACCGGAGCCGAUGAGUGCGCGGCGUGUCGCCCGGGAGCUGAGCACCAGUGUGGACGGCACGGAGCGGCUACUGGACGCGCUGGUGGGCAUGGAGAUCCUGGAGGUGGAGACCUCAGACGGGGAAGCCGUGUACAGCAGCACCGACGUGGCCAACCUGUACCUGGCCAGAGGCAGCGGCAAGUCCCUCCACGACAUGAUCGUGUACCAGUCCCAGACCGUGUACCCGCUGUGGAACCACCUGGCCGACGCCGUCAGGGAGGGAAAGAACCAGAACGAAAAGACCUUCGGCCUCCCCCCGGAGGACAUCUUCCAGGCUGUGUACAGAUCCGAGGAGGAGAUGCUGAGGUUCAUGGGUCUGAUGAACUCCUCGUGGGUCCUGGACGGACACGACGUCGCGACGGCCUUCGACCUCUCCGGCUUCCAGAACAUCGUGGAUCUCGGAGGAUGCACCGGGGCUCUGGCCCGGGAGAUGGCGAAGGCGUACCCGUCCUCCUCCGUCACGGUGUUCGACCUCCCGCAGGUGGUGGAGACGGCGCUGAAACAUUUCCCCCAGGAGGACGCCGCCGUGGGGUUCCAGAGCGGAGAUUUCUUCAGCGGUGAAAUCCCUCCCGCUGACCUUUACGUUCUGGCCCGGAUCAUCCACGACUGGCCCGAGGAGAAGUGCCUCACGCUGCUGAAGAAGCUCUACGACACCUGCAAGCCAGGCGGCGGCGUCCUGCUGGUGGAGGCCAUGCUCUUUGAGAACAGACGAGGCCCCGUCACGGCUCAGAUCUUCUCCCUCAACAUGCUGGUGCAGAUGGAGGGUCGGGAGCGCCCGCCCUCCGGGUACACCGGCCUCCUCAACAGGACCGGCUUCCACGACGUGCAGGUGUGCCGGACCGGCAAGUCCUACGACGCCAUCCUGGCCUUCAGAUGAGCGUCGGAGGGGGGGGGGGGGGGGGGGGCGAGGCGGCCAUGUUGGGCGUUUCGAGGCCUUGACGUGGGACAUCGACGUAUAAGCUCCUUGGGGUUCAGUCUCGUAGAUUCACCGUGUGUGUCGUGGUCAUGUGAUCAUCCCCAGUGAGGUCAGUGUUACAGGUAAACUCGUCUUUCCCUGAGUCGCAUGCUUGUGCAUAUUUGUAGAGAUCAGAGUUCAAUUAUGACAUUAUUUUUCCCGCUGAAGUUAAAGAUUCUCAUUAUUUUCUCAUGUGUUGAGUUUUUGCUGAGACACCCAUUUUAGUUACAGCAUUGAUACAGUAUAUGAGGUUUAUUAGGUUAUUUUCAGAAAGUUUCUCAUUGUAAUAAUUCUCUCCUUUAUUAAUGUUUUUGAGGAUUCAGUAGCCAGAGAAGUAUUCCAAACCUUCAGUGAAUUCAGCAUAAACGUGUUGUUGUGACUGUGUCUUCACCGCGAUGUGUUCAGGUUCCCCCUCAAGCUGCGUGCAGGACAAACCUCAUAUUAUUGUUGUCGUUCUUCCACAAUUGAUCUUUUCCCCGUAUUUGGUCUGUUUGUUGUGAGAAAUUCUGUUUGAUGGGAAACCAUCGUAGGGUUAUUUAAAAAAAAAAGUUUUUUGUUUUUGCUUUUUUUGUUUGUUGCAUUUCCAGGACAACAGAAAUAGAUUUACAUAAUGUCAGCUCUAAAUAUGUAUGUUACUCAUUGAAUACAUGCUACAAUACAGUUUAAGUGUUUUGCUUGUGUCACAGAUGAGGUGUGAAUGUUAAAUAUAUCAACAUGUCUAAUGGAAACCUGAUGAAAAACUCUCCUUUUUAAGUCCUCUCAUGGUUCUGUUCUCUUGAUUUCAUAAUUACAUUAAAUCAAAGACACAAUGCUUAAA
Molecule: messenger RNA, 2200 nt
Organism: Pungitius pungitius (ninespine stickleback)
Lineage: Eukaryota; Metazoa; Chordata; Actinopteri; Perciformes; Gasterosteidae
Gene: asmt2
Product: acetylserotonin O-methyltransferase 2
Exons: 8
Coding region: 256-1305 (349 amino acids)
Biological process (GO): melatonin biosynthetic process; methylation
Molecular function (GO): acetylserotonin O-methyltransferase activity
Source: RefSeq, a predicted model, not a curated record